AUGGUGACUGCUUUAUCGUAUUUACCUACAGAACUUGUACAAAGAAUAUUUGAGUUCACUGUGGCGGAAGCGGGUUCACAGUAUUGGCUGUACAAUUUGGUGAAUUUAAUCGAAUUUUCAGUCUGUUCGACAGGUGGAGGCUCUAUAACAGAAAACUUCUUAACAAGUUAUGUCAAGAAGAAUUUGAUAGUUUUGGACUUGACGUGUGAGGUUACACAAAACUCAAUUUUACAAAUGGAGUACGGGUUCCUGAGAAGAUUCUUGCCGUACAUCGAUAUGAACGCCCAGUAUAUCAGAGCUGCUGAUUUGAAGACCGAUACUGACCAAACCAGGAUUUUGGAGGUUGAGAAACUUAUCGUUGUAUUUGAUGAAUUCUCCGAUUUGAAGGUCAUAGAAACAUUUUUACCUUUGGCUGAUUCUACUUCAAAAAUAAUGGAAUUCGUAUUUUGCAUUAGCGAUAUAAAGAGUUCGUUUUAUUCGCCUAUGGAAAAACUGCAUGCUGCAAACAUUGUGGCAGAUAUUGAUAUUAACACAUUGUAUCUAGACUUUCUGAAUACGAAUGUCUACUCGGAUCAAAAUUUCUUUGGAGUUUUUAAUCCCGAUAUUUUCCAGCUUAUCAAUAAAGACUAUAGAAACUUUUUUUCAAAAACUGGGCAAGAAGGGAAAGGAAGACCUCCAAUUUGUAAGAAAAUCUGUUUCCCUCUCGUUGAAACUUUGAAUUUGGACUACAUGGCCCUUGAUUCAUUUUUUAAUUCAAUAUUACGUACACUAACAACUAAGAUAAAAAAAUUUGAAAGAAACAAUGAGUUUGAUGUGGAUAAAAAUCUAAACCUAAAUUCAACAACAACAGUGGCAACUUUAAUCAUCAAGUCAAUCUUGCGACAAUUUUUCAACGAUUUUCACAUUAAUUUUCCUAAUUUAGUUGCUUUGAAUUUUAUUAAGACAUCUACUCACCCAAACAGUAAUAAGGUUACUCAAUGUUGUAACUUUAUAGAUUUAUCAUCAUAUGUCUUGAACAAAUGUCUAAGCGAGAAUAUUUCGAUAAAUUUCCUCUUCCAACUACACUCUUUGAAAAAUUGGUUGGUACCCAAAAUCAAAGAAUUCACUGGACAUAAAUUCAAGUAUGACGAAACAACCUUUUCUGGUUCACCAGAAAGGUAUAUCAAGUCAUUGAGGGGAAAUCUCAAAAUUUUACAGGAAAUGGCAAUUAACGAAACUAACGAUGGCACUUGUUAUUUUAGGGUGAAGUUGAUACCCGAGGGUGUGGAGAAAACUCAGAUUAUCAACUGGAUUCCCUACGCCUCUUCAUUUAACGAUGAAACUGCCAAACAAAAACAUCAUCUAAAAAGACCAAUGAUUUGCCUGAAAAAUAACUCAUUAAAAUCGCUAACCAUCAAAAUUAUACGUAUUGAAAAAUGUUCCUCCAUUCGAAUCCAGGGGUUUUACUUACCAAAGCUAAAUGAAUUGUUCGUAAACAAUACGCUUUGCGAUGCCACUCAACACCAGAAAGAAGAAUCAAAUGAUAUGAGUUGUAUAGAGUUCACAUCAUGGAACGAAUUACCACAAUGCGAAAAAUUGGGGUUCGCUCCACUUGAAGACGACUCCAAUUACGUUCUGAAUAUCAUUAAUUUACAAAACCAUUUACCGAAUUUGAAUUUGCGGGAGAGUUUUCCAACUUUUUUCGAUGAAAGACAAAAAUUCGUUGUUGUAUGA
Molecule: messenger RNA, 1713 nt
Organism: Saccharomyces mikatae IFO 1815
Lineage: Eukaryota; Fungi; Ascomycota; Saccharomycetes; Saccharomycetales; Saccharomycetaceae
Gene: BOP2
Product: Bop2p
Exons: 1
Coding region: 1-1713 (570 amino acids)
Source: RefSeq, a predicted model, not a curated record